Suricata suricatta (meerkat) is the source of this 2658-nucleotide messenger RNA. It is a transcript of the gene CCDC116, whose product is annotated as coiled-coil domain containing 116. Bases 405 to 2462 code for a protein of 685 amino acids. Gene Ontology annotation, cellular component: centrosome. Lineage: Eukaryota; Metazoa; Chordata; Mammalia; Carnivora; Herpestidae. The record is from RefSeq and is a predicted model, not a curated record. The transcript has 4 exons.
GGCAGACACCAGAGCUUCAGAGGUCUAGGAGGGAGGGUCGGAGACACCAGGCCGAGAGGGUUGGAGACAGGAUGCAGACAUCCUUGGGGACUGCACCCGCGACGACCCUGGACAUGGACAGUGUGCAGACACCCAGGGGAUUCCGAGCAGAGGAAGGGCCCGACAUGUGAAGGACGCGGGGUGAAGGGAGCGAGGAACUCGUAGAUCCCGGGAUUUCUGACAAAGUGGCUGACAGAUGAAAGGAGAGUCGGACCCCUAGAGGCCCAGGGAGACCCUCACGCCAUCUCCCCGCGCAGCGCAGAAAGGAAUCCGUGGUUGAGCAGAGCCGGAGAAAGAGGAGGCAGACAGCCAGCGGUUCACCCUCCGCAUGACUAGCUGCCGCCAUCGCUCGGGAUACUUGGCAGAUGAUGAGGCCGGCCACACCACCUAUGUGGCCCAGCCAGGUGCUGGACAGCCUACAGACGGUGGUGGAGGAAGCCACUGAACGCCUGACCACCAUGAAGACAGAGGCUGGAGUGCCGCUGGUGGAGGUGCAGGACCCAAUAGAGGUGCCGAGGGGUGGACAGCGGGUACGUGCCCGGCCUAGCCUCAGUACUGUGCACCGGCACCGUGUCCGGCCCAGCCUCUGCACUGGACGUCCCAACAACUACCCAUCCUGCUCUAGCUCCAUGUCUGACUCCCAUAGCAGCCUCAGAGCUGGCUGGCUGGGCUCCCACAGCCAGGACAGUGACCUGGGCACCCAUGGCAUGGGCUCACUGCCACCCAUGAGGGACAAACUUUUGCUGGAGAAGAACCUCAAACAGCUGCUGAAGCUGGAGAACAGAGGGAAAGGCCUGGGUCAGUCCUGCUUCCGGAGGGAUUCCCUGCUGUGGAACUCGCUGGGCAGCCAAGCCAACAGCCAGUGGACCCAGGAGCCGCCUCUGUCCUGGUUCUCAGGCCUGCUGGGCUCAAGCUCAGGCACACCUCAAACAUCAGAGCUGGGCCCUGGAGAACAGGAACUGAUCUUCCUCAAGGAAAAGUUUAAUAAGGAGAUCAAGUCCUCAUUGAGCCAGCCAGCAUCCUUUGACCUGCCUGGCUACAGUUCAUUCCGUGAGCCCCAUCGGACCCUGGACUUUCUGGCUGAGCACCACCUCUUCCCUGCUCUACAGAGUGUGGUCAGCCAGGCUGUGGACAAGCUCAGAGGUGCUUGUCGCCACGAUGGCUGCCCUCUCUUCCCAUCAGAAUGGGAGCCUGCAACAGAGCCCAAUUCUGACUCCAUGCCAGGCUCUAAGCCAACCAUACCCACUGCCAAGGAGGAUCCCUAUGAUAUGCUACCCACCAGAGCCUUCAGCCCCAAGAUGGUUCACAGAAAGACCACCAAGGGCAAAGGAUGGGCCAAGGUCAAGGAAAGUGGUUCCCCCAUGUCUAGUGCCCAAGCGGCCACCAGUUUCACGCUCAAGGUGACACACACAGAAGAACCCAAAGUCCCCUCACCCCACCCCAGACAGGAGGCUCCUGGCCAGGACCAGACACCAUCCAUACCUGCUUCAGGGCCCCAGAGCUUCAGACAGAAGGCCCAGCCCUGGCGGAGACUGCAUCUUACCCUGCCUGCCCCUGGGGUCGUGGUUGAAGGGCCCUCCAGCCAGAUCCAGCCCACCACACAGGGUACAGCUCCUCUCACUUCCCCCUGCCCUCGCUUCUCCCACCACCUCCGCAUGUUCUCACCAUUUGCCUCCUCGAGCCCCAAUUACAAGUUCAUGAAGAAGAUGCCACUGCCCUCCAUCUCAUCCAAUUCCACCAUGUCCCACCUCUCCAAGACCUCCUACCAGGAGCUCAUCAACUACUUGGAGAAACAGAUUGUGUCCUUGCUCAUCUAUAAAUAUAAGUUUGAGAAGAACCUUUCCAAGCAGCUGGGCUUCAUCUCCUUCCCUGUCACCGAGAUACUCAUGGACCUCUUCCUGGGCUUUAAGGAAGUGAAGGGCUCCCACAUCUCCCUGUCCUCAAAGAUCGACUGGAGCUGCCUGCUGCGCAAACUGGAAGCCUCCCAGCGCGACUCCGCUUCCCAGCGAGACUCUGCUUCCCAGCGCAACACUGCCCACCAGGGGGUGCCACCGAGACACAUGGAGUCCCCCUCCAUGCUGCCAGAGCUGUCCACCCAAGAGGAUGAGGACACAGAACCCAGUCUCCACAGUGCAUUGCUGGACCCUCAGCUCCUCCCAGCUCAGGAGGAUACUACAGUCGAGGAGAAGGAACCCAAGAGCCAGGAGGAGCCCAAGCCCUCCAUGUUCUCUGGCACCGAUGGAGGCUCUGGUCUGUGUCAUGAAGUCGUGGACAUGAAGGACAGUCAGGAUGAUGAGGAGGAAGAGGACGAGGACAACGAUGAUGACUUCUUUGUGAGCAAGGGCAAGCCCCAGAGCUCAUCUGUCGUGGAGACAGAUGACUGCAGUGACUCCAGAGACGUGGGCCACAGUGACCCUCUGUGAGGCCCGUAAUUUGCACCCAAUGCUUGAUUCCCUGCUCCUCCUCUUGCUCCAGUGGAGGACUGCCCCAUUGGAGAACUCCCCCCACCCACACUGGCCCCUGCCCUGAGCAGAGGUCAGGGCGGUCUGAAUGCCCAGGAGGAGCUCUGCUGGCCUGUCAGGAGAGCCAAAGAGGGAAAUAAAGCUUGUAUUGAUGGAA